Molecule: messenger RNA, 792 nt
Organism: Dromiciops gliroides (monito del monte)
Lineage: Eukaryota; Metazoa; Chordata; Mammalia; Microbiotheria; Microbiotheriidae
Product: olfactory receptor 56A4-like
Biological process (GO): G protein-coupled receptor signaling pathway
Cellular component (GO): membrane
Molecular function (GO): olfactory receptor activity
Source: RefSeq, a predicted model, not a curated record
AUGGCAUCUGGAUAUAACAGCUCUUCUGCCACACUCUCUGAGUUCCUCCUCAUCUGCUUCCCUGGAUUCCAGAGCUGGCAGCACUGGCUCUCCCUGCCCCUGAGCCUGCUCUUCCUCCUGGCCAUGGCUGCCAAUGCCACCCUCCUGCUCACCAUCUGGCUGGAGGCCUCUUUCCAUGAGCCCAUGUACUACCUGCUCAGCCUGCUCUCCCUGCUGGACAUUGUGCUCUGCCUCACUGUCAUCCCCAAGGUCCUGGCUAUCUUCUGGUUUGAUCUCAGAACCAUCAGUUUCUCUGCCUGUUUCCUCCAGAUGUUUGUCAUGAAUAGUUUCCUAACCAUGGAAUCCUGCACCUUCAUGGUCAUGGCAUAUGACCGUUAUGUGGCCAUCUGUCACCCCCUGAGAUAUCCAUCCAUCAUCACUGACCACUUUGUGGCCAAGGCUGCUGUUUUUGUCAUAGCUCAGAAUGCCCUCUUUUCCCUGCCUGUCCCCAUCCUCUCUGCCCGACUACAAUACUGUGCACAGAACAUCAUAAAGAAUUGCAUCUGCACCAACCUAUCUGUUUUCACACUUUCUUGUGAAGAUAUCACUUUUGUUGUUCUCUAUCAUUUAGUAGCUGGUUAGACCCUGCUGGGCUCUGAUCUCAUCCUAUUCUUCAGGUUGGCUGCAGCCAAGGCCCUGAGCAUAUGUGCAUCUCCCUUCAACCUCAUCCUCUUUUUCAACACCAUCCUUACUUAUCCUGGAGGUUGCAGCAUUAGAGAGAUCUUUCAGGGUGUGGAGCUUACUUGGAAAUGA